Molecule: messenger RNA, 732 nt
Organism: Phytomonas sp. Hart1
Lineage: Eukaryota; Euglenozoa; Kinetoplastea; Trypanosomatida; Trypanosomatidae
Source: the annotation of a GenBank genome assembly
GUUUAUAAAGGGUAACUUUAUGAGUCAUUGGAAAUUCUCCUUACAAUCACACACACUUUAGGAGGGCGAAGAAUUCAAGAAGAAUGCCACUCAGUGAGUCUGAGCUCAACGACUUCACACUUCAGUUCCUCCUUUUAGACACUAAUUCUGAUGGCUUCGUGGCCACUGACCAAGUAAAGUCCCUCCUACGCUCCCUGGGUUUCUACCCGAGUGAAGUUGACAUCGAGCGUGUGAUAUCAUUAGUUGAUAGUAAAAAAGAUGGUCUCAUUAGUAAGGAAAACCUUCUCCCUGUUGUUGAAAAACUUUAUGCGCAGAAAAGUCAACACAACAUAGAAGCGGAGCUACGUGUGGCUCUCAGAGUACUAGACGAGGAUAUGGAUGGAUACAUUACAAGUGGGCAGUUGCGUCAUAUUCUGCUAAACAUGGGUACACCGCUACAACGCGAACUAGCAGAUAUUAUUCUUGACGAUGUUGAAAAGGAUAGCUACAAUAAAAUAAGCGUCGAAGAGCUUAUCACCAUGCUUCUAAAUUCUUAUAUAUGAAGAAUUCAAGGGGAUACGUUCAACCUGACGCGGCACAGAGAUCUGUACUGUGUGAAUUUGUUUAUCCAAGAUCUCGUGAAGAAAGUCAGAGAAAUGGGAAGAAAUGUAAUCAUGGUAUAGACCCGUGUUCAAAAAAAAAAACUGAUGUAUAGAAAUACAUGAAAUAGCAUGAUUGCUUGAAUAAACUGUU